AUGGAGGGGCUCCUGCAUUACAUCAACCCAGCACACGCCAUCUCGCUGCUGAGCGCGCUGAACGAGGAGCGCCUGAAAGGGCAGCUCUGCGACGUCGUCCUCAUAGUGGGAGAUCAGAAGUUCCGGGCUCAUAAGAACGUGCUGGCUGCCAGCAGCGAAUACUUCCAGACCCUGUUCACCAACAAGGAGAACGAGUCUCAGUCUGUGUUUCAGCUGGACUUUUGUGAACCGGAUGCUUUUGAUAAUGUGUUAAACUACAUUUACUCCUCAUCCUUGUUCAUUGAGAAGGGCAGCCUUGCGGCUGUGCAGGAACUGGGCUACAGUCUUGGAAUCUCCUUUCUCACAAACAUUGUUUCUAAGAAUCCUCAAGCUCCUUUUCCAGCUUGCCCCAUCAAGAAAAUAUUGUAUCAGGAUGAAGACGAAGGUAGUUCUCAGAAGAGAAGUGUCAUCGUCUGCCAGAACAGAAAUGAAGCACAAGGGAAAAGUGCCAAUUCAGCACAGCAUGAUUUAAGCCAUACUUCUAAGCCUUCACCUUCAGUUGCUGUCAAAACUAACAGCAGACCACAAGUUACGAAACCAGCUGAAUCACUUCACAACUUAUCGCUGACCGAAAGAAGAUGGCUGAAGGAAAGCCCUGUGAGCUACACCAAGCUUCACGAAACUUCUGGAGCCGCGGAGGAUCAGAGCAGAGGUGGCUUACUGAAAAGAAACACAGCUUUGCCUCAAAAGCCUUCAGCAGAGAAGGAAGGUACAGGUGAUGAACCAGGAGGCAGUGGUCAGCUUUUAAGAGGAAAAGGUGCAGAGAUGUCCUUGAAAAGACCACGUCCCCCGGUGCUGUCUUUGCAUGGCUCCUCAGAAUCGACAUUUUUGUUGCAAGAGUCAGGAAAAGGAAAUGGUCAAGGAGAAGACAGGAACUUGCUGUACUACUCAAAACUGGGGCUAGUAAUCCCGUCAAGUGGAUCUGGUCCAGAAAACCAAAGUAUUGACAGGAGUGGGCCACUUGUAAAAAGUCUMCUUCGAAGAUCAUUGUCCAUGGACAGUCAGGUUCCUAUUUAUUCACCUUCUGUUGACCUAAAACCUUCACAGGUGUCAUCCUCCUCCUCACCGGGGACUAAUGAUUCCCAAGGGAAGACAUUUAAUAUUGUAUCUCAAAAGGCAUCCUUGAAAGAGUCAUCGGAAAAGUUAGUCUUAGAUGAGAAACCGCAGGUAAUGCACCCCCAUCGCCUUAGGUCCUUCAGUGCCUCUCAGUCAACUGAUAGGGAGGCUGCUUCACCUCUCACAGAGGUGCGAAUAAAAACUGAGCCUAGCAGUCCGCUCUCAGAUCCCUCGGAGAUUAUAAGAGUCACCGUGGGAGAUGCUUCAACCUCUUCAGACAAAGACUUUGCUUUUAAAACCGAGGAUGAUCCCAGGGAACCAAUGAGACUUCCAGCUAAAAGGAGACUUCAAGCUGAUAGGAGACUACCGUUUAAAAAGCUGAAGGAGAACGAGCAGGGUUCCCCAGGCUCAGAAGAUAACUUUGAGGAAGGCUCAAGCCCUACGCACCUGGAUGCUGAUUUUCCCGACUCUGAUGUCAGUAAAGAUGAGUACAGCGAGCUGGAAGAAGCACGGCCAAACAAAAAAUUCAAAUGCAAGCACUGCCUUAAGAUUUUUCGAUCCACAGCAGGUCUGCAUCGCCAUGUUAACAUGUAUCAUAACCCCGAAAAGCCCUACGCUUGUGAUAUCUGCCACAAGAGAUUCCACACCAACUUCAAAGUGUGGACGCACUGCCAGACGCAGCACGGAAUCGUGAAGAAUCCCUCGCCCGCGUCCAGCUCCCAUGCUGUUUUGGAUGAAAAAUUCCAAAGAAAACUCAUYGAUAUAGUGAGAGAGAGAGAGAUAAAGAAAGCCCUCAUAGUUAAACUGCGGCGAGGCAAGCAGGGCUUUCAGGGGCCGUCCGCCUCACAAGCACAACAAGUCAUCAAGAGGAAUUUGCGCUCCAGAACCAAAGGAGCCUAUAUCUGCACCUACUGUGGGAAGACCUACCGUUUCCUCUCGCAGUUCAAGCAGCACAUAAAAAUGCAUCCGGGGGAAAAGCCCAUCGGAGGAAGCAAGGUUCCUAAGCAGAAAGAUCACAUUCAUAUUGAAAAUCCGGUGGCAACCAAAGAGGUUUAUCAGUGCCGCCUCUGUAACGCUAAGCUCUCUUCGCUUAUUGAGCAGGGGAAUCACGAGCGGCUCUGYAGAAAUGCUACUGUGUGCCCUUACUGCAGCCUUAGGUUCUCCUCCCCAGAGCUGAAGCACGARCACGAAAGCAAGUGCGAGUACAAGAAGCUCACGUGCCUGGAGUGCAUGCGCACCUUUAAGUCCUCCUUCAGUAUUUGGCGCCAUCAGGUUGAAGUUCACAAUCAAAACACCAUGGCUCCGCCGGAGAACUUCUCUUUACCCAUACUGGAUCACAACGGAGACGUAACUAGCUCAUCAAGAUUGCCUCCUCAGUCGGAAGCCCAUAAAGUAAACAAUUUUGCGGCGGUGAAGGAGGACGGCGUGUUCAGUGACUCGUCAGAACCAAAUAAUUUUGAYUCUGAAGAUUCCUCGUGCCUGCCUGAAGACCUAAGCGUUUCCAAGCAGCUGAAAAUUCAGAUCAAAGAAGAGCCUGCCGAUGAGGUGGAGGAGGAGGCCACCGAGGCCAGCAGAGAGCCUAAAGAAGUGGCCGUGAACAAAGACGCCAGUCUGUGGCCCUGCGAGAAGUGCGGCAAAGUAUUUACCGUGCACAAGCAGCUGGAGCGCCACCAAGAGCUCCUGUGCUCCGUGAAGCCCUUCAUUUGCCACGUGUGCAACAAGGCCUUCCGGACCAACUUCCGCCUCUGGAGCCACUUCCAGUCGCACAUGUCCCAGGCCGCAGAGGAGAGCGCGAAUAAGGAGGCCGAGAUGUGUCCCCCAGCGGGGUCCCCGUCGCCUCCGCCGUUGCCGCCGCCGCUGCCCAAAAUCCAGCCCUUGGAGCCCGACAGUCCCACGGGCUUGCCCGAAAGCGCCGCUACGACUGAGAAGCUGUUUGUGCCGCAGGAGUCGGACACGCUCUUCUACCACGCGCCGCCCCUCUCGGCCAUCACCUUCAAGAGGCAGUACAUGUGCAAGCUCUGUCACCGGACUUUCAAGACGGCCUUUAGUCUCUGGAGCCACGAGCAGACGCACAAUUAAGCGGCUUUAACAGGUUGGGAAGGUGGCUCGGGGGCUGUGUUCCCCAUCUCAGACGUGCGCCGGGUAAACCAGAAAUCUUAAAGAGGAUCGAAACAGCAACAGUGGAAAAAAAUAGGAAUUUGUGAUGCUGCUUGGAUUUGAAGAUUAAAGUAAACUCGCUUUGUCAGUAGGUAGAAGCCUGAGUAAUUUAAAAUAUGGUGGUCUGGGAUCGAACGGUAACAGAACAACUGCAGUUUUGGUGACACUGAAACACGAUCACAUCUGGAUUGUAUGCAUGGAUCUUCAUCCUGUGAUGUUGCUGUGUGCGUGUGUGUAUUAUAUAUAAGACUAUAUUAAACGAAAGAGCAACGACAAUUUGGAUCCUAACUGUGAGUUUAUAAUAGUGAAAUACUGUACCCAACUUUUCCUUGUUGUUGUUUUUAAAAGACCACACAAGCUCCAUAUAAAUAGUUGCUGAGCACUUCCAAGUUAGGGRCAAAGUGGAUGGAGUAUCUUGCUGUAUUGACUUAGGUCUUAGAAAUCUUUAGCAAUAACAAAUAAACCUCAAGUUUGAGUAAGCCUGACGUUAUUGGAUAUGAAUGUUUGAUAUUUUAAGGGAACGUGGAAUUUUUUGUUGUUAUAUGGAACUUGUGCAAGCUAAAAUAGAUUCUAAGGUCAGCAAUAUUAUUACGAAGAUUUUAUAUAAAAAGGAGCAGCAAGCCUGCUUUGAACCAUUUAAUUAUAAGUUUCUAAGAAGAAAUUGGGGGAGGGCGGGUACAUUGCUUUAUAUAAUGUCCCAAAGACUGAUUUACUAUAGAUAUUUCAGUAGCUACUGUCAUUGUAUAAACAACCAUCAUAAUUCAAAUGGUACUCUUUAUAAAUAGGAACUGAGAUUGAAUGGAUGUCAGGCAAAUUUCCUAAUUCUUUUUUUCUGCUAUUUGUACAAAUGUUUGUAAUUCUAACUACAAAGGAAUGUAUAACUAUUAAGCUGAAAAACGAGAGCUUGUUAAGGGAUAGAAGAUUUAAGGUGUGUUUCCACACACAGUAGUGAAGCUUGGCCAUGAGUACAAAGAUAAGUUUUAACAAAGAUUAAAAAUGUAAAUAUUUAUAUAGAUACCUGUGUAAAUGAAGAAGUAUGUAUUUGGAAUUUGUAUUAAGCAUACAUAUCCAGCUCAAAGCAGAGGAAAAAAACCACCACACUACAAUCACUGCAUUUUAUGAAUACAAUGGAGAGAAUAUUUUUCUGCUGCUUUUUAUCAUUUGUGAUCCUGUGUUGCAAUUUUCUAAUUUGUCGAAAGUCAUGGCAAGAAUGGACCGCAGAGAUUUCACACGGCUCCAUUCCUUUGCCUCAAACCACAACUGGAACAUUUAGCAGGAUUUCCCCCAAAGGAGGUGGUACAUGAGCAGGGAAACACUCUCCCGUGGGGAUUU
Nothoprocta perdicaria is the source of this 4584-nucleotide messenger RNA. It is a transcript of the gene ZBTB21, whose product is annotated as zinc finger and BTB domain containing 21. Gene Ontology annotation, molecular function: RNA polymerase II cis-regulatory region sequence-specific DNA binding; DNA-binding transcription factor activity, RNA polymerase II-specific; protein binding. NCBI's taxonomy places the organism in Eukaryota, Metazoa, Chordata, Aves, Tinamiformes, Tinamidae. Gene Ontology annotation, cellular component: nucleus. The record is from RefSeq and is a predicted model, not a curated record. The transcript has a single exon. Bases 1 to 3174 code for a protein of 1057 amino acids. Gene Ontology annotation, biological process: negative regulation of DNA-templated transcription; regulation of transcription by RNA polymerase II.